AUGGUUGUUAAUCUUACUGAAAGAAGAAUGAGGAAUUUUAUUUGGGGGUAUGUGGAAGAUAAAAAGAAGAUGCAUAGGCUAUGUUGGAAGAAACUUGCUGCGCCUAAAGAAAAAGAGGGGCUUGGGCUGAGAAGAAUUGUGGAUAUUGAUUUAGCUUCUAAAUGUAAUUUGGCCUGCGAUUUCUUACUGUCAAAGGACAGAAUUUGGGUGGCUUGGUUUGAGAGAUGUUACUUGAAACAGGCCUCCUUUUGGAAUAUGGUUCCUAAGGUUACAAGUUCUUCUAUCUGGAAGAGCAUAAUUGUAAUACGAGGUAUUAUGAAAGGGAAUUGCAAGUAUAAAAUCAGGAAUGGGCAGAACAUUGAGGUAUUUAUAGACCCUUGGUAUGAAGGUCAGUUCUUGGGUGAUUCAUUUAGUCACAGGCUUUUGAGAUAUCUCAACAGCAAUAAGAUGAGUUGCUUAAGUGAGUUCAUUGUUAAUAACCAAUGGGAUGAUGAGAGAAUGCUGAAUACAAAUCAGGAAGUUAUGCAAUUAGAAAAUACAUGGUGGGGAAGAUACUUUGAAAUGGAAAGAUAA
This is a messenger RNA of Cornus florida, 573 nucleotides long. RefSeq lists its product as uncharacterized. The record is from RefSeq and is a predicted model, not a curated record. The transcript has a single exon. NCBI's taxonomy places the organism in Eukaryota, Viridiplantae, Streptophyta, Magnoliopsida, Cornales, Cornaceae. Bases 1 to 573 code for a protein of 190 amino acids.